Cannabis sativa is the source of this 1389-nucleotide messenger RNA. RefSeq names its product 18S rRNA (guanine-N(7))-methyltransferase RID2. The transcript has 9 exons. The record is from RefSeq and is a predicted model, not a curated record. Gene Ontology annotation, biological process: rRNA (guanine-N7)-methylation. Gene Ontology annotation, cellular component: nucleolus. Lineage: Eukaryota; Viridiplantae; Streptophyta; Magnoliopsida; Rosales; Cannabaceae. Gene Ontology annotation, molecular function: rRNA (guanine) methyltransferase activity. The coding region runs from base 302 to 1183 and encodes 293 amino acids.
ACAAUUUUAUAUAUUAUAAUAAUAAUAAACUUAAAAAGAAAACCUAACCUAAAUUUUGCUCCGCCUCUCAGCUCUCACACUCUCAUCUCGCUCAGCUCUCUCUACCGUCGUCCCAUCUUAUCUUCUUCUCAGUUCUCAAUCUCAUUCCGCUGGCGCGAAUCUCCGGAAUACACUCUCCACCACCCUCCUUCUCCUCUAUAUCUCUCGUUCCGUCGACUCCAGCUCCGGCCUCCAUCUCCAUUGUUCUCGGCGACACGGCAGCGGUGCUUAAAUCUUUGUUCUUUGCUCAUCUCUAAACAACAUGUCAUCUCGGCCGGAACUCCAAGCGCCACCUGAGAUAUUCUAUGAUGAUAAUGAAGCUAGGAAGUACACCUCUUCUUCUCGAAUCAUCAAAAUCCAAUCAGAGCUCACGGAGAGGGCUCUCGAACUUCUUGCCUUGCCCGAAGAUGGAGUUCCCAGGUUGCUUCUGGAUAUUGGUUGCGGGUCAGGACUUAGUGGAGAGACACUAACAGAGAAUGGUCAUGAGUGGAUCGGUUUAGAUAUCUCUGAUUCAAUGCUUAAUGUUGCGUUGGAGAGGGAGGUUGAAGGUGAUGUAUUACUUGGUGACAUGGGUCAGGGAUUGGGAUUUCGGUCUGGAGUUAUUGAUGGGGCCAUAAGUAUCUCUGCUAUUCAGUGGCUGUGCAAUGCUGAUAAAUCCUCACACGAACCAAGAGCAAGAUUAAAGGCAUUCUUUGGAUCUCUAUACAGAUGUUUAGCAAGGGGAGCACGAGCAGUCUUUCAAGUGUAUCCUGAAAAUAUAGACCAACGAGUGUUAAUUUUGAAUUAUGCGAUGCGUGCUGGAUUCGCUGGUGGUGUGGUUGUUGAUUUUCCUCACAGUGCCAAGAAAAGGAAAGAAUACCUUGUUCUGACUUGUGGCCCACCAUCCAUUAACACAAGCGUUCCAAACGGCAAAGGCGUGGAUGGAGAGAGUUGCUCUGAAGACGACGAAAGUAGCGGAGAUGAAGAAAAUCAAACGCAGGUAUGUGUUUCUGACAGGCAUAGGCCGAGGAAAAAGCAAAGAAUAACGAAAAAAGGGAAGGGCAGGGAAUGGAUAUUGAAGAAGAAGGAACAGAUGAGAAGAAGAGGGAAUGUUGUACCUGCAGACACAAAAUACACUGCUAGGAAAAGAAAGGCACGAUUUUGAAAAGCACCAUAUCUUGUCUGCAACUCUUUUUAAAAGAUGAAUGCAAGGUUUGUUUGUGUAAUUUUCCCAUGGCAAUUUUGGCAGAGAGAUCAUUGGCUUGGUUAUGGUAGUUGAUUUUGUUUGAUUUUAUUUUAUGAAAGCACAACAACAUGGCACACAAUAACAUAUUCCAUUUUUUAUUAUAUUUUUAGGAAAUUUUUAAUUUA